CUGCGUGCUGCGUGGUCUUCGUUGUUGAUCUCCUUCCUGUCGUCUUCAACAAUCUCUGCUUUUAAAUCCAACCCAUUUCACUUCUACUUCCAUUCUCCUUCCUCCUACUCGCGUUUUCUCUCUCUCUCUCUCUCUCUACACACCACCCUCUGCGUAGUUUCUCUUUCUUUUCCUUCUCUCCCCGCAACACUCUGUUUCUUGGUCCAAUCUUACACGCCCAUUACUUGAAUGGCUCAGCCUACACCUUCAGGUAACGAAGAAUGCAAGGACACUGAUUCACUGGUUGUUUGCCUUGGUGAAAUGUUGAUUGAUUUUGUACCAACAGAGGCUGGAGUGUCACUUGCUGAAGCAUCUGCUUUUAAAAAGGCUGCUGGUGGUGCUCCUGCCAAUGUGGCUGUGGGCAUAUCCAGACUAGGUGGUUCAUCUGCUUUUAUAGGCAAGGUUGGAAAGGAUGAAUUUGGAUACAUGUUGGCAAACAUUUUAAAGCAGAAUAAUGUUAAUAUAGCUGGCGUGAGGUUUGAUGCUGAUGCGAGAACUGCACUAGCCUUUGUUACUCUUAGGGCUGAUGGUGAGCGUGAAUUUUUGUUUUUCCGUCAUCCAAGUGCUGAUAUGCUUCUUCAUGAGUCAGAACUUGAUCAAAAUCUUCUGAAGCAGGCUAGGAUCUUUCAUUAUGGUUCCAUUAGCUUGAUUGAUGAACCAUGCAAGUCUGCUCAUCUUGCUGCCAUGAGUAUUGCCAAAAAAUCUGGUGCUAUUCUAUCUUAUGACCCAAACUUGAGAUUGGCGCUAUGGCCUUCAGCUGAAGCUGCUCGAAAUGGCAUAAUGAAUAUAUGGGAUCAAGCUGAUAUAAUUAAGAUAAGUGAGGAUGAGAUCACAUUCUUGACUGGUGGUGAUGAUCCUUAUGAUGAUAAUGUUGUGUUGAAUAAGCUUUUUCAUCCAAAUCUCAAACUUCUAAUUGUGACUGAAGGAUCAGAGGGUUGUAGAUAUUAUACCAAGGAGUUUAAAGGCAGGGUUGCUGGUGUUAAAGUUAAGGCUGUUGACACAACCGGUGCCGGUGAUUCAUUUGUUGGUGGGUUGUUGUACAGUGUAGCUUCUGACCUUAGCAUUUUUCAGGAUGAGAAGAAAUUAAGAAAGGCACUGUACUUUGCCAAUGUAUGUGGUGCCCUCACUGUAACACAGAAAGGAGCUAUUCCUGCACUGCCUACUAAAGAAGAUGUUCUUCAAUUCAUGCUUGAAACAACAACAAUAUAGCACCAAGGAGAGUUUUUUUUUUUUUUUU
Prosopis cineraria is the source of this 1276-nucleotide messenger RNA. Its product is annotated as probable fructokinase-7. NCBI's taxonomy places the organism in Eukaryota, Viridiplantae, Streptophyta, Magnoliopsida, Fabales, Fabaceae. Gene Ontology annotation, molecular function: fructokinase activity. The record is from RefSeq and is a predicted model, not a curated record. The coding region runs from base 229 to 1248 and encodes 339 amino acids. Gene Ontology annotation, cellular component: cytosol. The transcript is spliced from 7 exons. Gene Ontology annotation, biological process: fructose metabolic process.